Molecule: messenger RNA, 1446 nt
Organism: Lipotes vexillifer (Yangtze River dolphin)
Lineage: Eukaryota; Metazoa; Chordata; Mammalia; Artiodactyla; Lipotidae
Gene: SLC41A3
Product: solute carrier family 41 member 3
Exons: 10
Coding region: 1-1446 (481 amino acids)
Biological process (GO): monoatomic cation transport
Cellular component (GO): plasma membrane
Molecular function (GO): monoatomic cation transmembrane transporter activity
Source: RefSeq, a predicted model, not a curated record
AUGGACGGGACGGAGACCCGACAGCGGAGGCCAGAGGAGCUGGGCCUGCUGCACGGUCUCAGCACAGGAAGACUCCCUGAAGCCUCGGAAGAUGGACUGCUGAGUGUCCCUGAGAGCCAAAGGGUGGCCCCUAAACCCCUGGGGCCUGAGCUCAGCAGGGAGACCACCUUGUCCAUUGGCCUCCAGGUGACAGUGCCCUUCCUGUUUGCAGGCCUGGGACUGUCUGGGGCAGGCAUCCUUUUGAACUAUUUCCAGCACUGGCCCGUGUUCACAGAGGUGAAGGACCUGCUGACCUUGGUGCCGCCCCUGGUGGGCCUGAAGGGCAACCUGGAGAUGACACUGGCCUCACGCCUCUCCACCGCGGCCAACACUGGGCAGAUCGAUGGUCCCCGGGAGCAGCACAGAGUCAUCAGCAGUAACCUCGCCCUCAUCCAGGUGCAGGCCGCUGUCGUGGGGCUCCUGGCUGCCGUGGCGGCCCUGCUCCUGGGCGCGGCGUCGGGGCAGGAGCUGGACGCGGCGGAGGCGGAGGUGCUGUGCGCCAGCAGCGUCAUAACCGCCUUCCUGGCGGCCUGCACCCUGGGGAUGUUGAUGGUCUGCGUAGUGAUCGGCGCUCGAAAGCUCGGGGUCAACCCGGACAACAUUGCGACGCCCAUCGCGGCCAGCCUGGGAGACCUCAUCACCUUGUCCCUCCUGGCUUUCGUCAGCAGCUUCUUCCACAAACACAGAGGCAGUCGGUAUCUGACGCCGCUGGUCUGCGUCGGCUUCACAGCCCUGACCCCCCUGUGCAUCCUCAUCGCCAAGCAGAACCCGCCCGUCGUGAAGAUCCUGAAGUUCGGGUGGUUCCCCAUCGUCCUGGCGAUGCUCGUCAGCAGUUUCGGGGGGCUCAUCUUGAACAAGACCGUCUCCAAGCAGCAGUUCCGAGGCAUGGCCAUAUUCGCCCCCAUCAUUUGUGGUGUUGGUGGCAACCUGGUGGCCAUUCAGACCAGCCGGAUCUCCACGUACCUGCACCUGUGGAGCACACCUGGGGUCCUGCCCCUCUGGAUGAAAAAAUGCUGGCCUAACCCCCGCUCCACGUUCUGCAGCUCAGAGAUGAGCUCCGCGUCGGCCCGCGUCCUGCUAUUCCUGGUGGUUCCAGGCCACCUCAUCUUCUUCUCUGUCAUCUACCUGGUGGAAGGCCCGUCUGUCCCAAACGACACAACCUUCGUGGGGCUCUACCUGCUGGCGGGCCUGGUCCAGGUGACGAUCCUGCUGUACCUGGCGGAAGCGACGGUUCGGCUGACAUGGAACCAGGCCCUGGACCCGGAUGACCACUGCAUCCCCUACCUCACGGGGCUGGGGGACCUCCUCGGGACCGGCCUCCUGGCACUCUGCUUCCUCGCCCACUGGCUACUGAGGAGUGAAACGGCUCUGGAUGGCAUCUCAGAACCAGCAUCUGGACCUUCCUAA